UCUGUCUCCUCCUCGCCAUCGCGUGACAGAAAUCGUAUAUAAGGCGAAGAAAGAGCGCGAAACCAAAUUUUAUCCGUCAUUGUCGUUCCCCAAAGGUUUCAGAAUGGGCCCGCAAGCCCUCGUCUUCGUACUGCUUGUUGGCUUUUGCGGCCGAGAGACGGCAACAGCUACGCCUGUCUACGUCGACCAGCCCGACGCGGCGCCCCCGAUCCAUCCUGAUCCCCAGCCGCCUGCUGGGGAUCACCAGAACGCGAAAUCUGUUGGCGCGGUCUCACAAGAAAGUACACCCGGACCUCACGUUUCCACACAAACUGCGAGGCCUUCGACUGCGCUCCACGUCCAGUCGCACGCGGUGAACGGAGCUCACCACCAUGCUUUGGUGACGACCGCCAGCCCCCAGACGCCAGCGCCGUCGGCUGCCGGCGUUCCGCAAGCAGCCCAAGCACAGGCCUCGGGCAAAUCCCAAUCAGCCGGCGAGAGUGAGGCCCCCGAGGAACGCAGGCGCCGCCCAGGCUACAACAGGCCUUACUAUCCUCAGCGGCCGCAACGGCCGUACCGUCCGUACCGUCCGUACAACAGGCCUGGCUACCAGAGACCUGGCGGCUAUCCCUCUCGCUAUCCGUACCGGCCGUAUCUUCGCGAACAGUUUGUCGACCCGGAGUUCGAGCCGUACGACGACCCCGCCUACCGGAAAUCCUCGAGCCUGGGCUACGUGCUGGAUGCGUUCGUGCGCGUUCUCACCCGCAUAGUCAGCGUAGGCAAGCCUGCCAAGCACUCGAAAAAAGGUAGCCCGACGACCAAUGACACCACAAGCACGGGUCCCGGCACCGACGUCACUUCUACCGGACCUCCGCCAGUUGACAAUGGCGAUGACAGCAGCCUGACCGCGACGCCCCCGCAGUCGUCGCCAGGUGAGAGCUUCUUCUACAGUGUCGGAGACGUGACGGGACCAUUCAAGUUCAUGGUAGCUCUCGCCGAGGUGCCCUCCGGAAUGCACGCGCCGGUCGACCCGCACGUCAACAAACGGCCGUGGGGAGCCCAGCGGCCAGCGCCAAAGCCGGCAGGUAGCGGUUACGUGGGCGUCAUCGAAGACGAAGACCAGGAUACCCCGGCGACGGUGGAGGACGGCGCAGAGGAGGCGUUGCCGGAAGAGGGAGACGACGCAGUGGCCACGCCAGAAACGCACCCACCCGUCUACUUCUAAGCGGACGUCACCGGCCGAGAAGAGGCGCCCCAAUCCAGGAACGGAGAAAUGUCGCACCAUUGGCGUGGAAAACUGCUAGGCUUCUGCAACGAUCAGCAAUAAAGACCUUUCAGCCAAA
Dermacentor andersoni is the source of this 1322-nucleotide messenger RNA. RefSeq lists its product as uncharacterized. The record is from RefSeq and is a predicted model, not a curated record. NCBI's taxonomy places the organism in Eukaryota, Metazoa, Arthropoda, Arachnida, Ixodida, Ixodidae.